Molecule: messenger RNA, 894 nt
Organism: Mesocricetus auratus (golden hamster)
Lineage: Eukaryota; Metazoa; Chordata; Mammalia; Rodentia; Cricetidae
Product: protein lin-28 homolog B
Molecular function (GO): nucleic acid binding; zinc ion binding
Source: RefSeq, a predicted model, not a curated record
AUGAGGCCAUUCAACCAGGUUUCAUCAGCCCCAGGAAGGGCAACCAAAGGUAAUGAUCCAGAAAUGCUGCCUGAGCCAGCCUAGGAGUAAUCCCAGGUUCUGCUCGGAAUUAGACAUUGUAAGUGGUUCAAUGUGCACAUGGGAUUUGUAUUCAUCUCUAUGAUAAAUCUACAGGGAGUCCCCUUGGAUAUUCCAGUGGAUGUAUUUGUACACCAAAGCAAACAAUUCAUAGAAGGAUUUAGGGGCUUGAAAGAAGGAGAGCCAGUGGAUUUUGCAUUUAAAAAGUCACCCAAAGGCCUUGAAUCAAUAAGGAUCACAGGCCCAGGUGGGAGUCACUGCUUAGGAUGGGAAAGAAUACCUAAAGGGAAGACACAGCAAAAAAGAAAACCAAAGGGAGAUGGGUGGAGACAGCAGGACUUCCUGAUGGAUCAGAUGUGCACUGGGAGAGAAAAAGAGUUCAGGAUGAUUCCGAGAUGCUACAACUGUGGUGGCCUUGAACAUCGUGCUAACAAAUGUAGUCUACCUCCUCAGCCAAAGAAGUGCCAUUACUGUCAGCACAUAGUGCACAUGGUGGCAAAUGGCCCACACAGAAUUGUCGCACAGCUGCCCACCAGCUCUCAGGGAAGACAGGAGGCAGAAUCCCAACCGUGCACUUCUGCUUCACCUUGAGAAGUGGGGGGCCAUGGCUGAACAUCAUCAUUUCCUCAGGAGGCCAGGUCAGAGCUGGCAGAGCUUUCAGACCGGUCACCCCAGGAAGUUUCUUCCAUGAAGGCACCAGAAGAGCAAAACAAAAAGGGGCCUUCAAUUCAAAGGCGGAAAAAAAAAAACUUAAUGCUUGUCAUCCUUCUCUGCACCCUGUUGGGAAGUCUACCUCACACAAGCACAGGGGAAUAG